UGCUGGAGGAGGGAGAGCUGCGGCUGGACGCCCCUCAACUCCUGCAGGGCAAGACUGGAGCAGCGCGUAACGGAGUGCGUUAUCCGGAGAUACACCUGACCAGCAGGCUGCCGUCAGCCUCCACAGGCUCCGUUCAGCGGGGAUCUUUACAUGCGUGCGUAUCGGAUUUGCACAAUAGCGCGGAGCAGCGCGUCUUGGACGGACUCUCCUGUUGUUAGAGGGUUGAGUGUACAUUCAUGCCAGCAUUCAGCCAGUUCAGGAUACGCAUGUAAAGCGCACACAGUUGGAAUGGAUUCGUUUAACGCCAGCGGAAUGGACGCGUUCACGGUGAUCCAUUUGAAUUCCUCCUGGAGCCUGGACAGCGGAUACUCUUUGGCAGCUAUAGCUGGAAUUGCCGCCCUUGUAAGUUUUCUCAUUCUUUUUACCGUUGUUGGGAAUAUUCUGGUGGUUAUCGCUGUGUUAACGAGCAGGGCACUGAAAGCCCCACAGAACCUUUUUCUGGUGUCGCUGGCCACCGCGGACAUCCUAGUCGCCACUUUGGUGAUGCCGUUUUCUCUGGCGAAUGAACUUAUGGGCUACUGGUAUUUUGGAAAAGUUUGGUGUGGUAUUUAUCUGGCUCUGGAUGUUCUGUUCUGCACUUCUUCUAUUGUACAUCUGUGUGCUAUAAGCCUGGACCGGUAUUGGUCCGUGACGCAGGCUGUCGAGUACAAUCUGAAGCGGACUCCUAAACGCGUCAAGAGCAUCAUCCUGAUCGUGUGGCUGAUAUCUGCCUUCAUCUCCUCUCCUCCGCUCAUAUCUAUCGACAGCAACAACGACGUGAGCUCUCAGCCUCAGUGCCAACUGAAUGAUGACACUUGGUACAUUCUCUCCUCCAGCAUCGCGUCCUUCUUCGCUCCCUGCUUAAUUAUGAUUCUGGUGUAUAUCAGAAUAUACCAGGUGGCCAAAACCAGAACCAGAAGCAUGUCUGGAAAAAAAUCCAGGCCAGAUGGUGUGACACAAACUGAGAAUGGACUGAGCAAAGCCACCUCCCCGUUCCAUGGCGAGAGGGAGAACGGUCAUUGUCACUGCCCGCCUACGCCCAGCCAACGCACCGCCACCGUGGGCCAGCAGACUGAGAGCCCUGACAUGGAGGAGAGCUCCUCCUCAGAAGACAAAGGUCACGGAUCCCAGCCCCAGGACUCCCAGAGAACCAAGAGGGCCGGUACAAACAAAGGCUCCCUCUCCAAACACUCCGCUGGCAUCUCCAGAGUCAGUAACAAGUCCAAAGACCUCUUUGCCUCUCGGAGGAAACGUCGGCGGAGCUCCUUAGCCAUAAAAAAGGCCUCUCAAGCCAGGGAGAAGAGGUUUACAUUUGUCCUAGCUGUGGUCAUGGGGGUGUUUGUUGUGUGCUGGUUCCCCUUUUUCUUUAGCUACAGCUUAUACGGUGUGUGUAGGGAUUCCUGUAAGAUUCCUGACCCUCUGUUUAAAUUCUUUUUCUGGAUUGGCUACUGUAACAGCUCCCUCAACCCUGCUAUUUACACCAUCUUCAACCGAGACUUCCGACAUGCCUUCCAGAAGAUCCUUUGCAAGUCGUGGAAAAAGUCCUUUUAGAUGUGAAGUAGAGCUGCUGCAUCACAUUGACAAUCUUACAGAAGUAUCAAAGUGAAUUUGGAAAAAAACAAACCCAGAAAUCUAUUGUGUUUGUUACUGCCACUUGUUAUGUGUCAUUGUCCUGUUGUAUUUCAGUCAUGGCAGCACACACACUAGAUCAUCACACACUGGAUCAUCACACACUGGAUCAUCACACACUGGAUCAUCACACACUGGAUCAUCACACACUGGACCGUCACACACUGGACCGUCACACACUGGACCGUCACACACUGGACCGUCACACACUGGAUCAUCACACACUGGACCAUCACACAUUGGAUCAUCUGCUGGAAACUUUGACAUACUGUUUUCAUGACAGGUGGAAACCAUCAUCCUGAAUUCCUACUAAAAUGUGCUGAAACACUUUAAUAGCAUUUCAUCAUUGAUAAAGCUCUUUAUAUAUACACAAAAGAUAAUUUGCCAUGUUAAUUUAGAAAUAUGCAACAUAUAAGCACAGAAGGUUUUAAAUCUUGCUUAUCACAAAGGGACUCUUGUCAAAACAGUCUUAGUGUAAAUGAACAGCUUGAUAUUUAGGGAAAUAUGUUCUUUGGCUUUCUAUCAGACAGAUGAGAAUUAGUCUAAUGUCUGUUUGGUACAUAUGCAGCUGGAGCAACCAGCCAGUGAGUUUACCUCAGCAUAAACACUAGAAACUAAGAGAAACAGAUGGCCUGAUUCUCUCCAAAGUCAGCACUACUUACUGAAGUUUAGAAAUGAUCCCAUUAUAUCUUGUUUGGCUAAUCUGUACAAAAUAAAAAAUAAAGUGAAGCAUAAAACAACAACCUGCUGCUUAACAUGGGGUUUUGUUUGUCCUUACUGGGAGACACUAAGUACAUUUCUGUUUUAGAGGUGCAAACAUUUGCUGAUUUCCAAUCUUAAUGCUAAGCUACGUUAACCAAUUCCUGGCUCCAGCUGCUUAGUUACUGUACAGACAUGAAAGUGAUUUAAUUGUUAUCAGCCCAAUGAAUGGUCAUUAAAAGUUGAAAUCACUCCCAUAGAUAUGACUAAUCGAAGCUGUUUCUUCUGUUUUCUAUUAGCAGAGUAAAUUUAAGCACCCUCUGGCCUCCUAAUGGGUCCAGUUUGUCCAAUCUGAGCCAUAUUUAUGGGUUUGAUGGCAACUGGUAACAGUCCUUUAAUGAGCUAACAUUCAAGUCCAGUGCACUGAUCUUCUCAUCUAACUCGACUGAAACGCAAAUAAAUGCUUCUUAAAAUUCCUUUAAAAUUUAUGUGGAAAAGCAGGACUAAACUUGAAGCUUGUGUGAAGUCUGUGUUGUGUUUUAUUCACCUGUUUAAAUUCAGUCAGCACAAAAGAGUUUACACUGGACAAGCUUGACCUGUAUACUCUCAUUACAGCCGAGGUCUCCUUUGCCAUGUUUAAAUUGUCUACAUGUUUAAAAUGAAAAUUUCAACCAUGUUUUGUUUGUUUUCUUGCCCAGUUGCUGUUUGUCUUGUCAGCUUAUACAUGUAUGUACAUCUCGAUGUUAAACAGAAUCUAAAAAAGUAAAGGUGAAGGAGUAGCAGUUUAAGGGUUAAUCCAGAAUUGGAGGACAUUUGGGCUUCAAAAUUGUUGAAAAAUAAAUGUUCUCUUUUACAGUUUUCUGCUCCAUAUUCAUCAAUAAUAGGUAAUAAACUAUCAAAGAUUUGAUAGGGUCAGCUUACACAUCAAUGGUACCAUUUAUAUUCCAUGUUUUAUGUGUUGUUUGCUAACCCUACUCUAAUCACAGUAACAGGGUUGCUAAUACAUGCUAAUGUUAGCUUUUUCUCAGCAGUAGAAGCUAGAUAUUUAGCUAGUUGUUAUUGCUGACCAAGAGGACAAACUUAUGUUAUGUUGUACAUGAAUUAUUUGAAAUUUGAUGGGUGUGCCGUAAAACGUCCUCCAAUUCAGGAAUGAUGUUUAACUAUGCUCUUAAGUAUCUGGUUGCUGUGAGUGUCAUCAUGGCUAUUCGUAACACAGCUGAUAAAAGGAAUGGCAGAACAGCAGAGUAACUCACUGCGGGUCUUGGUUAUUGACCUCUGGCUGCACAUUUUUGAUUUUCAAACAGUACUAAUAAGGGCUGAUGCUGCAGAUUAUAAGCUAAUCAUUUUUACGAUGUGCAAAGGAGGUCAUUAUUUUCACAGUAACCCUAAACUACUGAGUAUUUCCAGUCAAAUGCAUUCAUUUUGCACUUUUUUCUGAAACUACCUCUAUUUUCUUUUGUUCUUGUUGCUGAUUUUAGGUCGUUAUUUUCUGCAGUGUGCAGUAGACAACUUUGCUCCACUUAAGCUGUUGUGCAAAAAUAAAGGUGAAGAAGACAAAUUC
Molecule: messenger RNA, 3928 nt
Organism: Amphiprion ocellaris (clown anemonefish)
Lineage: Eukaryota; Metazoa; Chordata; Actinopteri; Pomacentridae
Product: alpha-2 adrenergic receptor
Exons: 1
Coding region: 151-1590 (479 amino acids)
Biological process (GO): adenylate cyclase-activating adrenergic receptor signaling pathway; regulation of vasoconstriction; regulation of smooth muscle contraction
Cellular component (GO): membrane
Molecular function (GO): alpha2-adrenergic receptor activity
Source: RefSeq, a predicted model, not a curated record